Molecule: messenger RNA, 1243 nt
Organism: Thlaspi arvense
Lineage: Eukaryota; Viridiplantae; Streptophyta; Magnoliopsida; Brassicales; Brassicaceae
Source: the annotation of a GenBank genome assembly
GAAAGUUUGAAUCUUGUAAUUUUCGAUAUGUUUAGGGAAAUAAUAUUGGUGUUAGCAUUAUCUCCCACCUAUUUCCUCUCAUCAGCAGCUGAACAAAACACAUCAUUUUCUGCGCUUUUCGCAUUUGGAGAUUCAAUACUAGAUACCGGUAACAAUAAUUGUCUUCUUACUCUACUUAAGGGAAAUUACUGGCCAUAUGGUUGGAAUUUUGACUUCAAGAUACCGACCGGAAGAUUCGGAAAUGGAAGAGUUUUCACCGAUAUAGUAGCCGAAGGUUUAGGGGUCAAAAGACUUGUACCAGCUUAUCGUCGUAAAUUUCCUCGCAUUAAACCCGACGAUUUAAAAACCGGCGUUUGUUUCGCAUCAGGUGGUUCAGGAAUAGACGAUCUUACAUCCAGAACGCUGAGAGUUUUAUCGACCGGCGACCAAAUAGCAGAUUUCAAAGGCUAUUUGAAGAAACUAAAGAAUGUUACGAAAGAUAAGAAAGAAAUAAAAGAAAUUAUUUCAAACGCAGUGUUUCUUAUAUCUGAAGGAAAUAACGAUAUUGGAUACUUCGCAGCUCCUGCUCUUGUACGAUUAUACUCCACAGAUACCUACACAAGUAAAAUGCUUGGUUGGACCAAAACAUUUCUACAAGACUUAUAUGAUCUUGGAGCCAGAAAAUUCGCGGUGAUGGGAGUGAUGCCUGUGGGAUGUUUGCCUUUCCAUCGAAUGUUAUUUGGUGGAGUAUUCGCAUGGUGUAACGUUUUCAUGAAUAAAAUUUCGGCAGAAUUCAACAUGAAAUUGCAGAAAGGUCUUCAAAGUUACGACGUAGAAGAUUGUUUUAAAGGUGCAAAGUUUGUUUACGUCGAUAUCUACGGCACUCUUAUGGAUCUCAUCAAUCAUCCUAAGGCCUAUGGAUUUACAGAGGAGAAAAGAUCGUGUUGUUGUAUGCCGACAUCAAUAAUAACAUGCCCAAACCCGGAUCAGUACGUCUUUUAUGACUUUGCUCACCCCUCGCAGAAAGCGUAUGAAGUAAUAUCUAAACCACUUGUCUAUCAGAUGAAGAAAGCCCUUGCCUGAUUAGUUUCUUGUUUUUUCACAGUUAAUGUAUUAUUUUAAAUCUUAGUCAUCACUAUCGUUAAUCAUGUAACAGACGACGAUAUCAUACAUGACCAUAUCUGUUUUUAUUGUAAAAGAGUGUAUAAAACAGUGAUGUAUUGGCCACUUUUAUAAAUUUACAGAACAUAAGCGAUUGUUAACA